Molecule: messenger RNA, 3623 nt
Organism: Anarrhichthys ocellatus (wolf-eel)
Lineage: Eukaryota; Metazoa; Chordata; Actinopteri; Perciformes; Anarhichadidae
Product: lissencephaly-1 homolog
Exons: 11
Coding region: 459-1691 (410 amino acids)
Molecular function (GO): protein binding
Source: RefSeq, a predicted model, not a curated record
GAGCUUCAUGCGCGCUCUCGUGCUGAAGGCGAAUGCAGCAGCCAACGAAAAAACAAGCAGAGACAAGACGGGCACAGUUUACCUCCACAUCACAAGAUCUUAUUUGGAGCGGAGAUUUCACGCCCUGUCGGGUCGUGUUACCGUUAAAGACGGUUGAGGAUAUUCACGGGCAGAAACAAUAGGAUGCAGUGUAGACUUGGCUGCUGACUGGUCUACAGGCUCUUCUCUGGUCCCUGGAGUCAGCCAGUUGGGGGGGGGCAGAUUCCUGCGUUCCCCUUCUCUCAAUCGUUGUCUGGACAAAACCAACUGCCCGCCAUUGGAGUACGCAACUCAUCCUCGACCGUGUUGCUUGGACCAGCACAGCUCAUCUCCUGACUUGAGGAGAGCGCAGCAGCUGCACUAGAUUUAUCUUCUACCAACCGACCCUUCCUAAGCCCCGCCCACUCUGCCUCGUCAACAUGGUGCUGUCACAACGGCAACGAGAUGAACUAAAUCGAGCAAUAGCCGAUUAUCUACGUUCCAAUGGAUACGAAGAAGCAUAUUCCACUUUCAAGAAGGAGGCGGAGUUAGAUAAUAAUGAAGAAUUGGAUAAGAAGUAUGCUGGCCUUUUGGAAAAGAAAUGGACCUCAGUCAUUAGAUUACAAAAGAAGGUGAUGGAACUUGAAUCCAAACUGAACGAAGCGAAGGAGGAGAUCACCCUUGGUGGGCCCGUGACUCAGAAGCGCGACCCCAAAGAGUGGAUCCCACGCCCACCAGAACGGUACGCGCUGAGUGGCCACCGCAGUCCAGUCACCCGCGUCAUCUUCCACCCGGUCUUCAGCGUCAUGGUGUCGGCUUCUGAGGAUGCAACAAUAAAGGUGUGGGACUACGAGACGGGGGACUUUGAGCGCACACUGAAGGGCCACACGGACUCGGUGCAGGACAUCUCUUUUGACCAGACCGGCAAAUUGCUAGCAUCCUGCUCCGCAGACAUGACGAUCAAGCUGUGGGAUUUCCAAGGCUUUGAGUGCAUCCGGACCAUGCAUGGACACGACCACAAUGUCUCUUCUGUAGCCAUCAUGCCCAACGGAGAUCACAUCGUUUCUGCCUCAAGGGACAAAACCAUGAAAAUGUGGGAGGUGGCAACUGGCUAUUGUGUGAAGACCUUCACGGGCCACCGGGAGUGGGUCCGUAUGGUUCGGCCCAACCAGGACGGCACGCUGAUCGCCAGCUGCUCCAACGACCAGACGGUGCGCGUGUGGGUCGUGGCCUCCAAAGACUGCAAGGCCGAGCUGCGGGAGCACGAGCACGUGGUCGAGUGCAUCGCCUGGGCACCGGAGAGCGCCCACCCCACCAUCCAAGACGCCACAGGCUCCGAGGCUAAGAAGAGUGGUAAGCCGGGCCCGUUCCUGCUGUCCGGCUCCAGAGACAAAACCAUCAAGAUGUGGGAUGUUAGCAUUGGCAUGUGCCUUAUGACACUGGUCGGCCAUGAUAACUGGGUGCGUGGAAUCCUCUUCCACCCUGGAGGCAAGUUUAUUGUGAGCUGUGCAGACGAUAAGACCUUAAGGAUCUGGGACUACAAGAACAAGCGCUGCAUGAAAACCCUGUGUGCCCACGAACACUUUGUUACCUCUCUGGAUUUCCACAAGGCUGCUCCCUACGUGGUCACUGGGAGUGUAGAUCAAACAGUAAAAGUGUGGGAGUGCCGCUGAUUUUGACCUUGGAGGAUCGGACCACCACCACCCCCAAUUACCCAGGCGCUCCUCUGGAUCCCUCCUCCCCAAUGCCAUCCUUCAUCUCCCUCCCCUCCUCCCCCCUCACCUAACCUAAACCUCAUCCGCACAUCAUCUCCGGCUGCACUUACCACCAUGGUUAUUUACCUAUCCCGCUCUCUGGUCCAAUAACUAUUGUCCUUCUGUGUAAAUUAUUCCUGGAUGUAGAUCGAGCUAUUAAAUGUUACACAAAAAAAGUAUUCUUGCAUGGUAAUCCAAAAUUGUAUACUGUAAAUUUACAUAACGUCUAGAAGUACCAUAGGUUUACCACGGGGCAGCCUUACCGACCAACCGAAGGCAGAUGUUGUUGACUGGGUGUAAAAUGCAGGGCACUAAAAAAACCCCAUAAUUUAAGAAAUGACAGUGUCUUUAUGUGUAAGAUUUAUUUUUGUCUAUUUUUUUAUUUAGGAAUUUUUCUUUUUCUGUAAUUUCCCUCCUUCACUGUCGUAGUCUGUUGGUGCCUAGCUUGGUAAAAACUUUCAAGAGACGAGGCUGGAAAAGCGUUUCUGAUGCGAUAAGAUUGUCUGCGGGGCUUUGUUAUUGAAAUAAUCUCUAGCUUUAUAACAUCACUUCUCAAGUGUGCAUACCAUUUCUCUUCAUGUGGAACUAGGUAAUGUUUUAAUGGCUGUGUAUAUACGAAUACUUCAAACUGUUGUCCUUGGACCUUCGGGGGCUUAAAGACCAGCUUUGUACUCUUGUCAUGGUGGCACAUGAACCACUGCUAUAGGCUUUAGAUAAAUUAUCCCAUUUAAUGAACCUGCAGCGAGGAAUGAAAAGUUCAAACGUAGAGAGCAAGUCCUGGCUCGCAGUAUCACCCGAGAGGAGUUCUGGGACUACACCCGAUUCAGCUCCAGUUCUUGACCCGGGGUGUGUCCCCCUUUUAGGAGAAGACUUCCUGUGACCUUUGCAUGAGAGUCUUUGGUUGAACUGAAGCCUCUGUCCACUUCUAGUCUCCCCCCGUCCCGGGGGUCGGUAUACUAUAGGAAUUAUGUAGAGCCAGAAGACGCUCGGUUCUCCCGUGGCGCCUCCGAAGGCCACAAACGGCAGCGUUGUGUAAAAUAAACCCGCUAAAGAGAAAAACCAUUAACGGCAUGAUGAGGAGUCAAAGUGAGCCCCUCUGGGUUUGAUAUCUGGGAUGUGCAAAGAUCUCGAAUUUCUGAGGGGUGCAAUAUAUGUUCUGCAUUAUAAAAAUGGUUUUGAGUAAAAAGAAAAUAAUAAAAAAAAUCAGUUUUCUGUGAAAAUAUGAAAUGUAAAUUUAGCUUGUUAUUGAGAGAUUUGGCAAUUUUGUAUUAUCGCACUAAAGGAUGAACUGGAUGGGAAUUUAGGGUUAGUGAGGAGAUGCUAGCAGCAGAUGUGCUAGGUGAUCUGUGGAUGCUGUGUUUGUCUGUAGAGGGGUCUGAUGCUGAGGUGUGUUUGUAAAGCGCUCCUCGCUGUGACAGAUCCUGGAUCAGACUUACUGUAAGGGGGGAGGAAGCUAAAAAAUGAAAAGCCUGAGCAGCAAGGAUCUCUACAGGCAAACCCCACAGAUCCACUCACGCGUCUUCUGAGUGGCUUCCCUCAAAUGUUCAGCUUCUGAUCUUUGUGGAGCUGUAACUGUAAACCAGUCCACGCUGUAGAAACAACCAUUCCACUCCCCUUGGAGGACAAAACAAAAACAAUGAAACAUCUUGCUUCUAACUGUAGCUGACAAGGUGAUUCAUUAAAUCUUGCACAUCCCUGUUUUCACUAAAUCUUUGGUCCUUUUUAAUGAUGACCAAAGGCAACAUUGAAAUUUAAUGAUGUUGAUAAAAUGCAUAAACGUAUAAUUUCUGAUUUAGCCUUUUCAUUCCAAUGCAGUUCUCGGCUAAUAAAGACUUCCACUGCUUAACUGAU